CCCGCUGCCCACCAUCCCCCCAUCAAAAAUUCGCUCCACAACUCCAAUACUCCUCCUCCUCCUCCUACCCUCCAUCCAUCCUACAACCUCCCACCCUUCGAUCGUCUCUUCUACCCCAACCACACAACAAUUACGUACUUUACGACCUCUCACUCGUUACCUCUUACUCUUCUACAUCCUACGUCUUUUUAUUACCUUCUCCUUUCUUCAAUUCCAUCGAUUCGACUCGGCUCAAUCAACAAGUCCACGUCCAAGAAGCGCGGGUUGACUUUGCGACGCGACAAAACCACACCUCACAAUCAGUCCAGACCAACAACCGAAAACUGCGCGAUUGUUUGUCAACUCACCAAAUCACGUCGGAUUAUGCUAUAAGAUAUUACAUUCAAGUCGCGUCAAUCUUCAAUUUCUCAAUCCGUCGCGAUAUUUUCCGGAACCGCUCGUUGAACGCGCUUGCUGCUCCCAGCAUUCCAGGGCCUGCCGCGACCAGAACUCAAGGACCCUUUUGGUCUCAUUCGAAGCGCUCGCCGUGGUCCCCCAACCUCGCCAUUUUUCACACCCACCAAAAAUACCGACCUCGACAUAUCCGAACCUGCAUAUCACGGGUCUUUUGUCUUGUAUGUUGCACUGCGACCGCUAACGGAUUGCGCACGAGACAUUCUGCAUUCCUGUCCAUGCCACUGCGCUGACCGUGGUCGACGCCGGAUCGGUUGCGGCGACCGCCAUUGGAGGUCGUGACCUCACUUGGACCCCAACGAUCCUGAAUGACCUCGUACGACGGCGCAUAUACAGCCUCUCAAUUUUAAUACUGGCGCAUCUCUUCAAUUCGAUAACCUUUGUCAUAUUACGAACAAGUUUCUCCCGCCACCUAUACAAAUCUACACUUCAAUCUCACCAACCUCUAUUCCCAACCUUCUACCUUUUCCCGAAAGCGACCAUCUACCACAAUCGAACAUGAUGCUUCCAUCAGAAGUGUCUGCGCUCUCGCGGAACUCCCGCUACUGUACCCCAGAGCCAACGGCUAUGGCCGAGCUCCCAGAGCCAUCGGCGCCUCGCGCACAGCCUAGAUUGAGAAUUAAGCGCCGCAACAUCUCACACGCUGCUGGACCAACCGAUGCCUUCCUUGCCUCUGUGGCUGCAGCAGAUGUGCCGAUCCCCUCGAUCGAGUUCCCAGAUGCAGCUGGAGACUGUGAAAUGGUCGAUGCUGGUGCCGCGCAGGGUUGCCUAUCCCCACUGGCCCGUCCGUCGCCUCCAAAGACCCCGAUGCCAGGACAGUCAAGCCCAUAUCACGGCGAUGGCUACAGAAGGACAGACUGGUAUGCUUCUACACCAGGCACCCCAGACAGGCCUUCAUCCUCUCACUCCGAUCCGUCGAACUGGUCGGAUGACUCCUACUUCAGUGGCAACAACACCAUGCGCUCCAAUGGCACGAUCUGCACCAGCCCAGAUAGCGAGAUGGGAGAUCCAUUUAUCUCAGCGCCCCAAAAGGAGGCCAAGAACAAGCACACCUUGACUUAUAACGAAGUCUACGAUGCGACAAGUGAUCAAUAUUCUCAAGUUCGCGGCAAGAAGUAUGUCGAGAGCCGCUGGACCAAGGACCAAAGCGAUCACCUCCUGCGCACAUACCAUAUCUACCUCCAAGAUCCCACAGUUACACCCUUCCGCAUGGAGAAUAGCCGCAUUCCACCUGAAGGCAUUGUGCGCCGCGUCUCCAAGGAGGCCAAGAGGAGCUGGAAAGGCCCGAAACCCAAGAAGCAAUCCAAGCUCGAAAAGGGCAAGGAGCGCCAAUACCCCGGCUCGAACCUGACUGUUGAGUCAGCUUACCUGGCGCCGUUAAACUCGGACGCCAUGGACUUUGCGCGCGGCCGCAGCCCAACACCUACUGGUGAUGCGCCAAAGGCUUAUAUUAAGUGGGCCCACUCUGGAGCCGCAACGCGCAGCCACCUCCGCCAGCUGUGCAAGUACAACUAUGACCAGUCGGCACAGAUGUACAUGUACCUCCAAGGUCGCGCUACCACCCCCUUCUCUCACCGCGAAGACCCCUCUACCACCUACCUCCUUGGAGAGGCUCGCGCCCCCGCAGACACCCAACCUUUCUCCACCAAAUCCAUCGCGCUCUCCCUUGCCACCAGCGCCUCGGAAACCAUGCAGCCCGGCGGACCCCUUGCGCGCCUCGCCCUGUCCCCACCCCUCAACACCACGACAAGCAUUAGGGACUUCGCAACCCCACCCACUCGCCGCCUCGGCUCCCCCUUCGCCGCGAAGACCUACGGCCCGCAAUCCUCGCGCCCUCUCCUUCCCCCUCCAUCCUCCAAAUCCCUCGCCUCUACCCUUCGCCCCUCAACCUUAACAGGCACGCAAAAGCGCCGCGCCAUGCACGACCCCGAAGACGCCCGUUCCUCCCGUCCCUCCAUCCUCUCAGCGAACUUCUUUGGACCCCCAACAGAGCCCACAGCCGAGAGCCAGCAGGAGAACGACCAGCGCCGUGUCCGCAGCCGCGGAUACACCGUCAACGAUGCCUCGGUCCGCAGCCGCGACUACGCCCUCUUUGCCCCGCGCUCGAUCAACUUCGCAUCUCCAGCAAACGAUGUCUUCGGCCCCGAGCCCUCUCCCGGCCCAACCUCGCGCACACACUCGCGCACACAAUCAGAGCGUAGCUCAUGGUCACGUGUUGCUGGUGCUGCGGCGCUAUUGCCACCGCCGGUGUUCAGACUCAAUGGCACGGGAAGGCAGGAGAAUAGCACGUUCCCCCGCCGCGCGCAUGGGGUGACUGAAAUGGAUGUUGUGGGUGGGGUGAGGUGGAGCACUUUCCAGAAUACGGGCAGGCAGGUGAGGCAUUCGAUUGAGUCGUUUGACUUCGCGCCGAGUCCGAUGAGGGCGAGGCUUGAGGAGAUGAGCGAACGGAUCGAUGCGAGGGAUCGGAGUCUUUGAGUCCCAAGCCACAAAGAAGUGUGUGCUGUUGGAUGGAUUGUGGGAUAUGUUUUACUCUUGAUACGAAUGAAUGACCCAACAACGGUGGCGUUCUAAUAGGGCACGCAUUACGACGAUAGCCCCGGAUACUAUUUUCCAUUUUAUUACCUUUUCUUUACUUUAUUCCUCCCGUCGACACCCGUCUACGAAGCCACAGAACGAGCUGCCCAGCGCCCCUGCAGACUCGGAACGCGACAGACGCGGCGGCGGAGAGUUUUUUUUUUACGCAUACGAACUACCUACCCACCUACCUACACGCAAAACAGCAUCGCGAAGGAUUUUGCGCGCAUUGCAUUGUACCGGCGUUCAGCAUUGUGCUUCCCCCCCACCGCACUCACCUUCUUCCACACCACCCAAAGAUGUCACAACAAUUCUUCACUUCUCCUUUUUUCGACAUCUGAGGGCGGUGCUGAUGAGGAGGACUGGCGGGAUGGAGGAGGGAAGCAUUGAGAAAAAGGAGAACCGAUGAUUUUAUUUUUGCAUGAGACGGACGCACCGAGACGAACGAGAAUAUGUGACGACUAGAUGACCACCACCAUAACAACAACAACCAUGCUACGACUGAAACGAACUAUGAAUAAGCUAUACUUCCAACACUGGACCCAUUUUCUUCUUUUUUUUUGUUCUUCUUCUUUGCCGACUGGGAUGGUCGGUCGGCUGUUUUAUGGGGAUUGUUUUGGCGGGGGGUUUGUUGUGGUUUUUUUUUCGGAUGGGGAGGUUAGGUUUGGGGGGAUUGAUGACGAUUAUGAGGGAUGAGGUGUUGUGGAUAGAUACUGCGAUGAUAUUGGGGGAUUAGAACUUGCUGUGAGGGGGUGCUUGCUCGAGGAUGGAUAGAGAUGGGGGGUAAUGAAUGGUGUGGAG
Molecule: messenger RNA, 3828 nt
Organism: Pseudogymnoascus verrucosus
Lineage: Eukaryota; Fungi; Ascomycota; Leotiomycetes; Thelebolales; Thelebolaceae
Exons: 1
Coding region: 952-2928 (658 amino acids)
Source: RefSeq, a predicted model, not a curated record